Molecule: messenger RNA, 597 nt
Organism: Lathyrus oleraceus (garden pea)
Lineage: Eukaryota; Viridiplantae; Streptophyta; Magnoliopsida; Fabales; Fabaceae
Exons: 1
Coding region: 34-597 (187 amino acids)
Source: RefSeq, a predicted model, not a curated record
AAAGAAACCCCAGCUCUCUCUCAAUCACUGAAGAUGGAGCAACCAAGAAGUGAUCAUGGAACCUCUGGGAAUCGUGACGACAGUAUCGAAAUCAAACCAGAAAACACGCCGAUCAUGUUUUCCGGCAAACGCUACAAACUCACAGGACCAGAUGUUGCUCUUCCAAUGGUAAUCAAACUCCAAAUCAACAACAACUCUGUUUUAAGAGUCUUCGUCAAUCCUGGAAAUCAAGCCGACAUUCUCUACAUGUCGGCAUUCGUGAAAAUGGGACUUUCAGAGUCAAUGCUGAAACCAUUGGAAGCAUAUCUCAAGGGUAAUUUUGGAGAUGGUGUACCAGUCAAAGGAUACAUCGAUUUGGACACUACUUUUGGUAAAGGAGUGAACGCCAAGCUGAUCAAGGUAAGGUAUGUAGUUGUUGAUUCAUUGUCUGCUUAUAAUGUUGUUAUUGGCAGACCUAGUCUCAGCGAUUUGAGUGCAGUAAUAUCAGUCGCUGACCUAUCCAUGAAGUAUCCCAUUGGAGAAGGCAAGGUUGGAGUUGUUACUGCGGAUCUUGACAUGGCCAGAAAGUGUCACGAAAUGUGCCCUUAUUAUGUUUAG